Messenger RNA from Dreissena polymorpha, 4269 nucleotides. RefSeq lists its product as uncharacterized. Bases 1154 to 3916 code for a protein of 920 amino acids. The transcript has 14 exons. NCBI's taxonomy places the organism in Eukaryota, Metazoa, Mollusca, Bivalvia, Myida, Dreissenidae. The record is from RefSeq and is a predicted model, not a curated record.
GGGAAGACAACUUUAACAAAAUGACCAAAGAUAAGAUGGAUACAAAUGAAAACUGUGAAUGACUAACACAUGCGUAUAAAAUAUUACACGUCUUCUGAAGUGGUGAAGGCUGACCUAUGGUUGUUCACAAAUAAGUGUAAAUAACUGUAUACAUGUGAUUUAUCGGUAAAUUUUAAUUGGCGUGCGUGGACAUUAUUAUCUACAUGUAUAUUUCCACAUACAAUCUAUCGUUUAAUUGUUUUUAACUGUGUUGCAUUUGGUUAACUUGUGCUUUAUCGAAUCAUUCUAAAGUGAUAGUAUCUGAUGUUUGAUCAAUCACCGUGAUUUAUUUUAUAGCUUUUUAAUAUAUAACAUUUGCGUUGCUCUCUACUUAACGUCGCCACAACUGAGUACUGGCUGUCAUUAAAUUGAAAAACAGGAAAUAUCUUAAAAUAAAAUAAAAAGAAAUAUAUACGGUGUUCAGGUACAUUAGAGUUAUGCCUAAUGUCGGGGAUGUUUUAUUGAGGAUUAGACCAAUCGUAGGUUACAUGGACUUUGUUCCCGUGUUCAUUAAUGGCAAUUAAUCGUUAAGUGUGUGAUGCAUGCAGUAUCUUUUCUCAAACCACAGUGUAGAAGUCGUUCGCAGUUCGUACAAUUCUUUACACGCAUGUGAUGUCACUGAACUUCGUCUGUUCGAUCACUGAACAGGGGAUAAUCCGCUUAACGACCAAUAAACAGCGGAUUAAACCCGCGGAUUAACGUCAUGAAAGGUUAACGAUUGUAAUGCGUUAUACAUACGACCCACCAGUCCUCUGGCAAUCCUCGCUACUAAAUAAUACGGAAACAUGUAUACAUUACAUACUGUCUGUGUGUCUAAAACAUAGUACAUGUUCUCCGACUCAUGAGACAGCAAUCGCCCAAGCUUCAAGUUGCCACUGUCCAAAGUACCUACUGGUGCUCCACACCCGCGUAGUUGCGACAACUUGCCACCGCGGUACUUUGCCAAUCUUCGAGUCCAGUCAACUGGGUAGCUAAUCUCACGAAGUCUCGCGCGACUUAGCAUGCGAAGGAAAGCCGUUAAACUACUACAUGUACAUAGACUACUGUGUGUUUGUGGAAACGAAAGCAUCAGUGUAUUAAUAAUAAGCGUAUAGUAAACAAAACAGAGCAGACGAUGGCCUCCUCGCCCGGGCGGCUGCUCGCCACUUACCCGCUUGUUAGCUCGUUCGAAUACUGCGAGAGGCUCGACUGUUAUGUGGACAGUCUGGACCUUCUGGACCCGAACAUUCCCGGGCCACGCCCGCCCUCCACCCGCAAGUCAGAGAUCUUUGAUGAGCGAGAUUAUGAAGAAGUGGACGAGAGGGCUAUAACAACGCCGGCGAAUUUCUUGAAGCAAACGCUGAAGGAGCUCGUGGCGCACCUGACUGCCGGGUACCAGGACGACUUGUCGCGCAUCCGGGUCAUCUUCCGAUGGAUCACGUGCCAGCCCGUGGAUCUGCUGCCGAUGCCAAAGGAGCCACCACAGUCGCAGGCUAUCUACCAACUGUGGAGGAUCAAACACAAGAAAGGCAACUACGCGCAGCUGGUCAGUCUGCUGUGCAGAUACGCCCAGAUUCCCUGCGUCAUCAUCCACGGGACGCUGAAGGGCUCAACAUAUGAGGUCGGUGACGUUAUCAACGACGACCAGCAUUACGGCGAGUGGAACGCGGUGCUCGUGAACGGCGAGUGGCGCUUCCUCAACGCCUACUGGGGCACGUGCGCGGACAGCACCUCUAACAUACGGCACUCGAACGGCCUCGCAGACGACGAGACAAAUCGCGAGUACUAUGGCUGUGACGAGAACUAUUUUUUAACGGACCCUGAUCAAGUCGUGGCUACUCACCUACCGAAGUCUCAGAAAUGGCAACUGAAGGAGAGGCCGGUUUCCAAGGAAGAAUUCGAGAAAAUGACUUUUGUGAAAGACCGGUACUUUAACAUGAGGUUAAAAACCUUGAGCCACCAUACAUGUGUCGUUGAAAGCAGUACGGGCGAGGUGGAGAUUACGUUACUCAUUCCCAAACAUAAAGGCUACGACUACGACUUCCAGUAUCUGCUCUUCAAGACAGUAGGUGACGUGGACACAAGAGUUGACCGCUACUUGUUCAUACACCGGACGGCUGACCACGAGCACCUGACGAUGCGCGUGCGGCAUCCCUCCUCUGCCACACUGAGGCUCGAACUCGUGGGCAAGGAUACCACCAUCACCACGCCCAAUUACGACUACGACUGGAUAGCCAUCUAUAAAAUUAUAUUUCAUGAAGGACUCUACAAAUGUCCGGUGUUUCCUCCGACGCCGUCAGUAGGCUGGGGUCCAGGGCGAGUAACCAGGGCGACUGGACUAGUGCCCCUUAGUCAUUUUACAGGCGAGGUCCUCAUGGACGACUACGGGAAGGCGGAAGUAAAAUUUGGUGCUGCGCAGAAAGGCCAAAUCGGCGAGAUGUCGUAUACGGCUAAGGUAUUCACGGGAGGCGAGAGCUUGGAGGAGGUAAUGGAUUCUGUGGUGCACAGAGUCGAGAAUGGUGACGUCAUAUUCAAUGUUAUGACGCCUCAGAGCGGCGAAUACGUGCUGAGAUUAUUUGUGAAAGACGAGGAUUCCGAGACUGUGAACGAAUUCUGUGAUUAUUUGUUAGUUUCCCACCAGAAGGACUCAAAUGGGAAAUACCCUAAAGGAUUUCAGGCGCGCCUGGGUCCGAAGAAAGCGUUCGCGACGAGCGGCAUGUCACCUACAAUUCCCAGUGGGUACAUCCGGACUGAAAUGCCGGACGUAAACAUAGGGUUCCAACGCAGCGAGGAUAUCGAGUUGUCCGUUAACUUCUCCGGCGAGAACGUCAAAUCCGCCGACGCGCCGCGCCUCCUGUCGCAGAGGGAGAACGGAAAAUGGGUCACAUACACCGUCAGGUUGCCGGACACGGGUCAGUUUGGGGUGAAAGUGAGAGGCUCGCUCCAGGACGAGGGCGUGCAUGAGCCGCUGUAUGAUUACGUCAUCGACUACCGGAAAAUUAAGAAAAGGACGUCGAAGACGCCUAGCAUUCAAGAGGAGGCGGAAUCCUACCGGGGCUCAGAAAAUGAAGUGGAGGAAAAGACAACUGAAUACCCUCCCGAACAGGAAGACACUGCAAAGACCGCACUGGACAUACUGCGCAGGCGCAUGCGCAUGUCCAUCGAAGAGAGCAACGCGCCGGAGCUGAAGCGCGUGCUGACUGAGAUGCGACAGCUGCCUAUCGCCUCUGUGGAGCCGGAUAUCAUGUACGGCGAAAAGGAACUCGUUUUCAUCAGCGUUAAAAGAGAACUGAUCAUCGCGAUACGCGACAAGGACACCCGAAAGCUGAAGGCAGCCUUGAAGAAGGUGAAGGCGACCGGCCUGGAGGAACGCCUUCACAACGAGGUGACCCUGGCCAGGAGCCUCCUAGACAGACUGAAGAAGCUCCAGCGGCUUCUGCACGCCGUACUGGCGCUGGACCAGUCGACGAUCCUGGAGAUCCGCGGCUACAGCGCGCCACCUAUCAUCGUGAAGACAGUCAUGAUGGCCACGCUGCUGCUGCUGGGGCACUGGGAGGAGGACACCAAGACAUGGAAGAAUGUGCAGACGCUACUCGGGCGGACCGGAAAGGAGUCGCUCAAGCGGCAGAUCCAGGAGUUCCAGCUGGAGACCUGUCCCCUUGAGGUGGCCAUGGGAGCGAGGGACCUUCUGAAGGAGUUCAGCAUCGAACAAGUGCGCCUCGUGAGCGCCGGAUGUGCCACAUUUUACAUCUGGGUGAAGGGCGUGGUCGAGGAGCUGGAGAAGCGCGCGGGCGAGGAGAUGAACAACAUCCGGCCGCGCACCAACCAGGGGCGCCGUAAGAAGGAGCUGACCUUCCUCACAGAUCUUCAGAUCAACCAGAUAGGCUUGCAACCAUAGCAACCACGCGCUUUUAUAGAAACCAUACAUGUGGAAACGGGAACGCGUCACGACGGAUUUCAAAAUUAUGGAAUACAAAGCAAACAUUUACAUCAAAAUCAAUUUGUUCAAAAGUGCAAGGAAGUAACGUUCUCUGUUUGCAAUUGAUAUUCAGUCCAUCACGAUCGGUUGUUUGAAAGCAUUUACAGUAAGUUUCUUCGUGGGACAUGAUUGUUAGAUGCAAAAUAGUGCUUUAAUGUACACCUCCGAUUUAUUGAAAUCUCAAAGUAUAAACUGAUCUGAAUGUAUGUUAUGGUAUUGUGUGUCUCAAAAUGUACGAAGUGAUUAUUUUGUCAAUAAAUUUGCAACAAGCA